AUGCUCAUGCUCAGCCGGCGGGACAAUUGCCAGCCGCAGCAGGUCGACUGUUGGUGGCAGUCGGCGACCGGCGAGGCGACCGGCGGGGCGACCGGUGGCGGCAGAGCCGGCGGCGGUGACGGCGGCGGGCGACCGGUGGUGGGGCGACCGGCGGCGGCCGGCGACCAGCGGCGGCUGGGCGACCAGUGGUGGGCGACUGGUGGGGCGACCGGUGGGGCGACUGGCAGCGGCUGGGCGACGGUGGCGGCGAUGGGCGGUGGGUGGUGGUGGGGCGACCGGUGGUGGUGGGCGCGGUGGGACCGACGGGGUGAUCGGUGGUGGCCGGCGACCGGCGGCGGCCGGGCGAUCGGUGGGGCCGGACGACCAGCAGCGGGAUGA
Messenger RNA from Nilaparvata lugens (brown planthopper), 378 nucleotides. RefSeq names its product glycine-rich cell wall structural protein 1.0-like. The transcript has a single exon. Bases 1 to 378 code for a protein of 125 amino acids. The record is from RefSeq and is a predicted model, not a curated record. Lineage: Eukaryota; Metazoa; Arthropoda; Insecta; Hemiptera; Delphacidae.